UCGCGCCUCGCCAAGUAGUCGUGUCCACGGCGCCACACGAAAAGCACGCGCGGCUCUCCUUAGAACCGGCCGGCACUCGAAUAAUGUUUCAGUGUUUGACAAACUCAAUCGGAGGUCUCGGAAGAAGUACCGUAUUUAAUUUACGCUGUACCAACCGCAUAUUCUCAGUGAGUGUUACGCAGUGUGUACGAAAAAAACUUUGUCGAAGAUUCUGAAGAAUCUUGUGUAAAAUUGUGUAAUUCGCCGGCUGUAGCCGGAUCGCUUUGCACAAACUUUUUGACGGUGUGCGUGGAAUCCCAUCGCGCGCAUCGUCCCUGUGAUAAGAGGGCCCUGUGAUAUCGACGACUUCGUCUUAGCUUUAAAAAACUAGUUAGGCUUUAGUUUAUACAAAAGAAAAAAAAUUACAAUAUGUCUUCGCCAAUAGACGCCCACAUACUCCAGUUCGAUGGUUGGGACACGUUGGACGAGGAGUCAUUGGAAUUGACACAGACGUCAGAGUUCUGGACUCAAGUGCAGUACGAGACAGAGCGACUGGACUUGCUAUCACCAUCAAACUUGACAAAUAUUUUGCAAGACAGCGAUGUUGAUUGGAGGAUUACUGAAUCACCUGAGGAAUUGCACAAGGAAAACAUAGUGCACCACGAUUGUAUGUGGGCUGGAUCGUGCAUAGACUCAGUGCAUCCUACCAAUACAUUCGUACCAUCGGAUUUGAUUACGGCAACUCCUGGACAGAGUUUGCUACGGCGGGACGCUUCGCCGGCUAGGCCUGAUACUCCGCCUUCGCUGGAUGGUGAUGAGCCACCGCAAUUCAGACAUGCUGUUGACGUAGCUGGUACGGCUUUAAGACUCUUGAGGGAUUCUGCAGCCGUGGCGGCUGACCAUUCCUACACGCUCGCCCGACAACAUAUUGACUACCUCGGCGUUCAGACACCUUCGGAUUCCUGUGAAUCAGAGGAGGAAAUCGACGUGGUUUCACUUGGAACAUCGCAACAACCAUUGGCUUCAACGUCGCAAGUACGUGUUGACUCCUUGCCGAGAACGCCGUCUGUUCAGGAACGGCAAUACAUCCAACGCACUGUAGAGAAUGUCAUGACGAGACCGCCGGCCAGAAAGCGUUUAAUACCACCAACGAGUAUACCGUCAGCUUCUGUUCCACGACCUCGCCGGAGAGGUCCGGGCAGACGUGGACGCUCAAACACUGACACAGAUUCGGAGGGAGAUUCUCCGGAAAUCGAGCGCCGUUCAAUGCACAAUGACAUGGAGCGCUUACGGCGUAUCGGCCUCAAAAAUCUCUUCGACGAACUCAAAAAACAAAUACCAGCAACUAGAGACAAGGAGCGCGCGCCAAAAGUCGUGAUACUUCGCGAAGCUGCCGCCCUUUGCCGCAAGUUGCGGGAGGAAGAACUCGAGAGGGAGUACCUCAAAAAGCAGCAGAACAAAUUGACCACCAAGCUUAAAAGGCUUCGUACGAUGCUUGCGUCACGCUAUCGCCCAUAUUGAGCCUCAGUGUUUGACUUUUUGGUAAAGGUUUAAUUUGUGAGCCACGGCCCUUCUCCGCGCUAUACUUACGGACUGGUAACAUUCUUUGUAAGUCGGAAUGUGUGCUUUUGUUCACAUCUUUAUACAAUAAGUACGUUGACGAUGAUCCUUGUCUGAACGAUAAUAUUUUCGUGACGAUCGUAAUCGAUGUCAUCCAAUAUUGUUGGUGUAUUAUCCAUUAUUAUUAUCAGAAUUUACGGCUUACUCUGCUUCUGUGGGAAUACGCGUGAGUAGUUGCGCCACGAUUAAUGCGGGUUUGUUUUGCUCAAACGACGUUUCGCAGUGCCAAAGUGGGCCAUAAAACUGGUGUUUACAAAUCCUAGGUCUUCAGUAAAAUACCUUAUAGCUACGGACUGCUUCGUGAACUAGUAGACUGGUUAUACCUCUGAAAAAUUAAAAAUAAAAUAACAGUAAAGUAAUUCAUAGUUGACGUAGCUCAAUGCCGAUUAGAUCGUGUUGAAUAUGACAAUUAUUUUAGGAUUUGAUUUAUAGGACAAAAAAAGGAUUUUUACUGGACCCCUCUUGGAAGUGCAAUCGACAAGUGCAGUGCGUUAUUGAUGUAAAUAAAAUUGAUAGAGUGACGAUAGUCUUGAAUUUAUUAGUUAGGCUGGCAGAAGGUUGUUGUUGGCUUUACGGAAAGUUCUAGAGGCGCAGGCCACUAUAUAUGUUUUCGGCCCGGUUCGUAGGAUUUUCUUUUUGUCCCGCUCUACGACGGUAGACGCGGGGGCGGGAUAGUGAUAUUGUUUAUACAAUAUUGUUUUGACUUGAUAUUAUUGUAAGUGUACACUUAAGCUGGGUAUGCACUAUAUUCGCCAACCUAUAGUGCUCCGCGAUCCUGCUCAAAUGGAGACGUCUGCGAACUCGGUCGUAACCUACGCACCUGCCAAAACCGACUGCUCGGAUCCGAUCCGAUCAGUUACACGAUCCUACUUAGGGAGCGCGCAAAAGAUACAGGUUCGCGAACAUAGAGGGUAGCCCAGCUUUAGAUUAGUUCGCUUACGGAUUUUGUAGUGUUUUUGUUAUUUUGUAAAUUUUAACACCUUUAAUGUUUUUUUUUUUUACUCGUAAUAUUUAAUCGCGCAAUUAACUCCGUACGACUAUUUUAAUAUGAAAAUACAAUAUAUUCGCGAACUUCUCAAACAUUUGGACCAUUUUUGGCUAUCAUCUGUUUUUUGUACGUUAGUAUAAAUUUGCACCCACAUCAAAAUGCAUUUUAUAACACAUAACUGUAUAAUAUUAUGUAUAGUAUCGAUUAAUGUUUAAAAAAUAUAGCACGUAUCGAAUUAUUUUCGCCUGGGACCUGGCGGGGAAAAGGCAACCCGUUAUAGGUGUUUUAAUUGGGUUAUUUUAUAGAGCUGGGUUUAAACCCCCACUGAUUGACCUAUAUUGCUGGGUUAAUCAGCGUUUUAAUAACCGAUUCACAUAUAAGGUUCGUUAUGUAUAUAAAAAUGCAAGAAAGGGUUGGAGAUAUUUCGCGACACUAUGACAUAUCUCUGUCUCUUUCAUUCGGUUAAUAAGCAAUUACAACACGAUAAAUCCUUAUUGUUUAAGCGGUUACGCAAAUAAGGGUUAAUCAAUGAGGUUUUAAGAAAGCCGGUUAACGUUUUAAACUAAUUCAUAUUAGUUGAAAACUUGUUUAAGGUAACCGAAAAUAAUUUGUACACGUGAUGUAAUAGUUUCCAAAUUCAUUACAUGUGUAUCGUAAUUUAAUUAUAACUUUGAUUAAGUGUAUGCAAAUUUUAUUUCAUUUACAUUAUUAAGACGAGCGCAAUAAUAAAAUGGAUUUUAAUAAAAACAUUUCUUGAUAUUUUAACAUUCACCCAGUGAAAUCUCAGUGACUACUGUCCGUUUAUUGAUUUAAAAAAAUAGACUGUGUAUAUUGAUAACAACAUCAAAACCUACGAUUACAGUUCGCCCUUUUUGGGCAUUUAACAUAAAAAUAACCACGAAAUAGUUCCUCAUAGUACCUACUAAUAGAAAAUGUGCAUUUUCUUUAUUAUUAUAUUAUUAAUAUUUUACUGCAGUAAGUUAGUGAUGUAUUCGCGAUAGUUACGAAGUCGAAAGUGAAAGCCUGGUUGGAAAUGUAAAAAAAAAUUGCUAAACUACCCUCUAUUGUGUAUUUUUUCUGACAGGUGGUAAAUGAUGUGCUAACGGCGACAGUCAUCUCAAUACAAAAUUUGCGAUGAGUAUACAAACACCGGUGUCAAAUUAUGUCUGUAUGAAAACGGCAAGUUGGCAACCUGUCAAAAUAAAUACAAAUAUGGCAACUGGUCUGGCAUAAAUUAAAAUUAAUAAAAAAUAGCUGUUGCGCUGUUUUUUCGAACCAGGCUUUGCAAAGGUUGAUGUUUUAUCAAGCACAUGGUCAGCAGAAUCGUAAGUUUUGAAGGCUUUAAUUGUGUGCGGAAUGUGCCUUGCUAUGUACAUAUAAAUAUAUAGAUAAUAUUAGGUUUAUACUCGAAUUAGUUGCAAGAAAUAUUUUUUUGUGAGAAAUAUUAUUGUAGGGAUAUAGCGUUGUUCUUAUAGGUAGUGGUACACGAGGAGGUUUUAUACAUGGUGACUUUAUUGUCGUAUUACAACAGCGGUCCAGUUAAAUGGUCUCAUAUUUAAAAUAUUUAAAAAGGUGUAUUAAGAAACACCAUGAGAAAAUUGCAGAUGCGCGGCUCGGCGGUAUCUGUUUCUGUUCCGGUCGUAAAUCUACUGACGUACGUACUAAUCUACUACGUAUCACCGAUUUCAAAACUUUAUUUGUAUUUUUCAUCGUUGUUUUAAAAAUUGAGCAGAGUGAGAAAAGAAAUGGAUUUUAUAAAAGGGCUGUCGAUGUAAGACGAUAAAAAUGUCGCCUUGUAUUUAUCGUGUUAAAGAUUCGCAGUUUAUCUUCCACUAGGCGUAAAAAAUGUACAUAAUAGGGACUAGAUCAUAGAUGUAUGUCAACUUUUUUUAUAAACGAGGUUUUUUUUCUAGUAAUUGUUUAUUUUUUUUUUUUCAUAACUGGAGAGUUAGGAAUUCUCGAAUGUUGUACCUGCAUUUAAUUUUUUUUUUGUUAAUCUUGACAUAAAUAAUAAAGAUAAUAAUGAGUUUGUUAUAUCGAAAGUAACAUUGGUUUCAUACAGUGUUUAAUGGAAAAUAGAUUUACAUAAGGAAAAGUCAGUAAGUUAAUGGUUUAAUAGUAAGGAAUGACAGCUUUAUAUUCGAUAGACUAAUCGGGAUGAUUAAAGCAAAGGCAAUGCACAUUAUUUGUGACAAGGCACAUUUCCACCACUGCCAAAUGGAAAAUAUGAAUAGAGAAAAAAAAAAAAAUUAGCAACUUGGUUUGUAUAUUUUAUAAAAUUAAGGUUGGGAUGAUUAAGUCAUGUUAUAGUUUAAUUAUUAUUACUUUUUCUUUGUAUAGUAUCCUUUAUGUAAGGUGUAACAUCUAACCGUUGUUUGUGGGUUGCCAGUAAUCUUAGUACGAGGUAUCACGCCGCAAAUGUAGAUGGUUUUCGAGUUUCGAACACUUACAUCAGAGAAAAUAGGACCUUAACACCCCUAGUUUAAAAUUUCAUUUAGCGAAACCUUUAAUGAAAGUAAAAUCGUUAGUACGGAAUGUACAAUUUUAAUAUCCGUAUUCACAAAAAGUGUGUUUAAAUUAUUGAAAGAAGACGUGAUUCCUUCAUAUUUCGAUAAUUUAACUGUUCGACUGAGGGACGUUUGUAAUUUUUGUGAACACUGAAGCACGGAAAGCACUGAGCAUUAUAUACGUUUAACUCUGAUGACAUAGUGUUACAGUAAUCGAAAAAUCGUCAACGCUUGCGAGGCGUGCUAACUCUUACUAAGGGUACAGUUGAGGGAUGUGAAAUCUAUGUACGUUUUUGAAUGCCGGCCGGUUGGCAGCCAUGUUGGAAGAUGGCGGGAAGCGUCGGCGCGAAAGUCCCGCGACGCGAGCGCAGACAACGGUUGCCAGCACGCCGCUACAGAGAAUGCAGGAUGCAAAAUAGAUUCCGCCUAACAUUAACGUUGCACUUUGCAAUCUUUGAAGCGGCGUUUAGAAAUAACAAGAAAACAUGUGUACUUACUUACCUACGGUCUUGAGUUAACGGAUACUAUUAUUAUGAGGAGAAAAGUUUUUUUGGUUUUUGUUCCUUAAUUAUGUGUAUCGAAAGAUAAGAUAAUCAUUAAAUAUGGAAAUAAAAAUGCCGGAGUGUGCAGAGGUAGGAAACAGUUGGCUGUUAGAUUGUGAUUUUUAUACUUUUUGGUGUAUAUUUGGGGGGUGACGUAAAUUGACGUUAAGAUUCUGUGAUUUUAUGUACCUGUGUGGUACUGUUGGGGAGCUGUUUCCCAAACUCUGCUCAGUUCGGCUUAAAAAAAA
Pararge aegeria (speckled wood butterfly) is the source of this 5884-nucleotide messenger RNA. RefSeq names its product myc proto-oncogene protein (gene Myc). Gene Ontology annotation, molecular function: RNA polymerase II cis-regulatory region sequence-specific DNA binding; protein dimerization activity; DNA-binding transcription factor activity, RNA polymerase II-specific. Lineage: Eukaryota; Metazoa; Arthropoda; Insecta; Lepidoptera; Nymphalidae. The transcript has 3 exons. Gene Ontology annotation, biological process: regulation of transcription by RNA polymerase II. The record is from RefSeq and is a predicted model, not a curated record. The coding region runs from base 409 to 1500 and encodes 363 amino acids.